This is a messenger RNA of Phoenix dactylifera (date palm), 911 nucleotides long. The record is from RefSeq and is a predicted model, not a curated record. NCBI's taxonomy places the organism in Eukaryota, Viridiplantae, Streptophyta, Magnoliopsida, Arecales, Arecaceae.
UCACACGCACAGAGACACACACACAGAGAGAGAGGGAGAGAGAGAGACAGAGAGGGAGAGAGAGGCUACAUGACUCCCAUCAUCUAAUCAUCAGAACAAAAGGAGUUCCACUACUCCUCUAUUCGAUGUCGAGCGAGGGAACGAAGGUGAGGAUAAUUGAGACCCAGUUCGUGGAAACGGACGCCAGCCACUUCAAAUCCAUCGUCCAGAGCCUCACCGGGAAGGACUCGACGACGGUGGCGGCGAAGGCAUCUGAGGACCCCAGCGGCUCCGGACGUAAGACCGGGAGGGCUCAAGAAUCUAUUGGUCCGGCAGGAGGGGGACGAGAGCGAGGAAACGAUCCAGCGCCAGCCACACGGGUGCAAGAGAGGGAGCCCAUGGGAGCGCCAACCUUGGACGAGCUGCGCCGUCAGCAGCUGUGUCACCCACAUCGGUUGUAUACGAGAUGGAACAGCAAGCGCUGGAGUGGAUGAAUGAAAUCAUGGCAACGAGACGGUCACAGCAAGCAAUUAAAGUUCUUUCAUUUACCAGCCGAACAGCCCUUGCUCCCACCAACUGUUGGCUGAGUCCCACCUUAUGUGAGGUGGGACCCAGCUAAGUGAGAAAAAAAAAACAAAAAGAGGAAAAGAAGAGUUAGGAUUUAUUUUAUUGGAGGGUGAAAAAGAAGAAAAAUUGAGGAGCCUCCUUGGUGAAGUGCUUGUAGAAUCCAUCUCAAGAAGGAGGUGAAGAUUUUAUUCAAGGCAUCUCAAGAGAAAGAAGAACUUUGUGCAAAGCUACACUCGGUGAGAUUGUUCUCAUUUUAUUAUUAAAUUUUAUGUCAGUUCUUUGUUUUUGAUCCAAGAAAGAGUUUCUUGAUGUAUAUGAUCCUCUAGCCUAGCCUAUAAAAGAUACUUUGUAAGCCCAUUACUGUU